Molecule: messenger RNA, 1307 nt
Organism: Cryptotermes secundus
Lineage: Eukaryota; Metazoa; Arthropoda; Insecta; Blattodea; Kalotermitidae
Product: serine/threonine-protein kinase grp-like
Exons: 2
Coding region: 560-919 (119 amino acids)
Biological process (GO): peptidyl-serine phosphorylation; autophagy
Cellular component (GO): cytoplasm
Molecular function (GO): ATP binding; protein serine/threonine kinase activity
Source: RefSeq, a predicted model, not a curated record
GGGGAGUCUUCAUCCAACUUUCAGCAAAGUCGGACACAAAUUACAACUAUGUCCCUUCCCCGUAAAAGUAUUAUAAGUAAAUUCCUAAAUAAUUGUUACUAAUAGAUUCAUUUGUAUUCAGUGAGCUGGAGGGAAUUAAAUGAUUACUAAGUGCAACGGUCUAAAGAGGUGUGUGUGACUGUAGUGAAAGAUUCUUCCUGCCCUGCCUGAGCCAGACCUGUAUAAGACCCCGGGAUAAGAACUCAUCUCUACCAAUUACAGAACAGAACCCAGAUACUCCCAUCUUUCCCUACUUGCGAGACACUUAAUGGUAGUACCGAAACUGAACUCUCACCUACCAGCACCAACAACCAAAAUCUUCCCUUCCCACCUAAUUUCUUGCCAUCCACAAGAAGAAGGAGGAGGGCAGAAAAUCCAGUGGAGGUGUCUAGAAAGAGGUGCAGGUGAAUCGCAACACAAGGAAGGAGAGGACCUGGAUAAGUGGAGACCAACGUAAAGGGCCCAACGUAGUGAGCGGUUAGAGUUUCACAGGUGGUGAAGAGGAAUAUCACAUACAUUCAUGGAUUUUGUUGCUGGGUGGCAACUGUCCCGAACCCUGGGUGAAGGUUCCUUUGGAAAAGUAAAGUUGCUGACACACAGAGGUUCGGGAGAGCAAGUCGCAAUGAAAGAGAUCGACUUGGAGAAACAUUCAGGUGUGAAAAGCAGCGUACAAAAAGAGGUGUUCAUCCACAGAAUGGUGAACCAUCCAAACAUCGUCCAGUUUUACGGACAUCGCCACAAAGGAAACCUCGAGUACAUCUUCCUUGAGUUUCUGUCAGGAGGAGACCUCUUUGACCGCAUAACUGGUGAGUAUUGUUCACAAUCAGCAAUUAAAAGAAUCGUUCAUAAUGGAGCUGGUCAAACUGACAUACAUCAGUAACCUGGAUGUAACAUUUUUUCACAUGAUCUGUUACACACAAGAAUGAUUGAAUGUUUGGAAUCUGUAAUUUCUUAUGUUUAGGAUGCUAAAGUAAACACUAUAUUGACUUUUCAUGGAUCUGCAGUUACCUGCAUAUCUUCCUUCUUUGGUUGGUUUCUUCUGCUGUCUUUGUGAGGGAGGAAAUGGGGAAAAUGAUUUCCUGUGUACAGUGUAUUCUCAUUUAGCUGUGCAUGGGUUGUCUGGUUUGUGUCUUAUCCAUGCACGUGCUACGUGUAUUGGCAGACAACUUCGUAGAGCACGUGUUGCUCAUCCGUUCUGUAUGUGUGAAACAGCUAGAGAACAGGUGGACGGAUUUACAUUAAUUUCAGUAUUCGAGAGUUUUGCAGAA